This is a messenger RNA of Zymoseptoria tritici IPO323, 2223 nucleotides long. RefSeq lists its product as uncharacterized. Lineage: Eukaryota; Fungi; Ascomycota; Dothideomycetes; Mycosphaerellales; Mycosphaerellaceae. The coding region runs from base 1 to 2223 and encodes 740 amino acids. The record is from RefSeq and is a predicted model, not a curated record. The transcript has 2 exons. Gene Ontology annotation, molecular function: RNA binding.
AUGGGACCCGCAAAGAAGAAGCAAAGAUUGUCAAAUGGAGCUGCUGCUGCUGUAGAUUCUGCUCCAGAGGAUCGCGCAGAACAACUUCUCCCCACAAAGGAGAACCUAACCACCGCAGCAGUCGAUGCACCAGCGGACGAAAAAGAAGCCGCCGUUCAACAACGACGAUCGCUGUUCGUGCGCCAGCUGCCUUCGAAUACAACGUCCGAAUCCUUGACCGAGCUCUUCUCCGAAACGUUCCCCGUCAAGCAUGCAACCGCAGUCACCGAUCCAGCAACGAAAGAAUGCCGUGGAUAUGGAUUCGUCACAUUCGCCGACGCCGAGGACGCAGCUCAGGCCAAAUCGCAGUUUCAUGGCCAUAUCAUUGAUGGCAAGAAGCUCCGAGUCGAGAUCGCAGAGCCGAGAAAGCGCGUGGCUGAUGCCGACGGUGAGAUGCCGAAAAAGGUGGAACACAAUGCGUCAAAGAAGCCGGACGAACCAGUUCAGCCGACGAAAUUGAUUGUUCGCAACUUACCAUGGUCCAUCAAGCGCGGAGAUCAGUUGGAGAAAUUAUUCCUGAGUUUUGGAAAGGUGAAGAAAGCUUACAUCCCAAAGAAAGGACCUGGCUUGAUGGCGGGUUUCGGAUUCGUCCUAAUGAGAGGCAAGAAGAACGCUGAGAAGGCUAUCGAGGGUGUGAAUGGAAAAGAGAUCGACGGCCGGACUUUGGCAGUGGAUUGGGCGGUGGAAAAGGAUACCUAUGAGGACCUCGUGAAAGGUGAAAAAGCAGAAGAGGAGGUCAGCAACGAGGAAGACAUCGAUAUUGAUGCUGCAGAGGAAGAGAUGAUCGACAACGACGAGGAGAUUGAAUCCGACGACGCCAGCAGUGAUGGUGGAGCCGAACUCGAUUCUGAAGGCGACGAGGACGAGGAUGAGAGCAAUCUACGCAAACCCGACGAUCGAUCAUCGACACUUUUUAUCCGCAACUUGCCUUUUACAUGUACGGACGAGGAUCUUGAGGACCACUUCGCGCAAUUUGGAAACACACGAUACGCCAGGGUGGUAAUGGAUUACGGGACGGAGCGCUCCAAAGGCACUGGCUUUGUAUGCUUCUACAACAAGGACGAUGCCGAUGCCUGCGUUCGUGAAGCGCCUGCGAGGCAGCUUCCUCAGGCGCAAGAAAAAGGCAAAGACGGCAAGCCUGUGCUGAACCCGCACUCCAUCCUGCAAAACGACGAUGCCGAUCCUACUGGUCGCUACACCUUGGAUGGACGCGUACUCCAGGUCACUAAAGCCGUGGAAAAAUCGGAGGCCAACCGCUUGACUGAGGAGGGCACGGUACAUCGGAACAAGCGAGACAUGGACAAGCGCCGGCUUUACCUCCUCUCCGAAGGUACCAUUCCAUCCAAUUCGAAGCUCUACGAGAAGCUAUCCCCAUCCGAGAAGGCUAUGAGGGAGGGUAGCGCCAAGCAGCGGAAGACCCUGAUCGAAAGCAACCCGUCACUCCACCUCAGUUUGACGCGCCUGUCUGUGCGCAACAUCCCACGCAGUAUUGGUUCGAAAGAGUUGAAAGCAUUGGCGCGUGAUGCCGUUGUCGGAUUCGCUUCCGACGUCAAAGCUGGAUCGCGGCAAAGGCUCUCGAAAGAGGAGCUGUCUCGCGGGGGAGAGGAGAUGCGCGAAGCGGAGCUAGCUCGCAAGAAGUCGGGCAAGGGUAUCGUGCGGCAAGCCAAGGUUGUGUUCGAGUCUGCAGGAGGCACCAAGGUCAGCGAGGAAGCCGGUGCCGGCAGGAGUCGGGGAUACGGUUUCAUCGAGUACUACACUCAUCGCAAUGCUUUGAUGGGCUUGCGAUGGUUGAACGGGCAUGCGGUCGGGUACCAGGUUCAGGAAGCGAAGGGCAAGCAGAGCCGCGAGGACGUUUCUGACCGAAAGAAGAGACUGAUAGUGGAGUUCGCCAUUGAAAAUGCACAAGUGGUACUGCGCCGGAAGGAAGGCGAGCAGAAGGCUAGGGCACGUAGCCUUGCUGGUGGCCAGGGCGGGAAAGCGCCGAAUUGGAAGGAUGCGAAGGGCAAGCCGGGUUCGCGGAAACGCAAGAGGGAGGAUGCUGUACCUUCGCCAACAUCGGCGACCUCGCGGUCUGAGAAAUCGAGAACGGAGUCGAAGCAGCCGGCCGAUGAGAAGCUCGCCCGACGAAACCAAAUUAUUGGACGGAAGCGCGCGAUGCGAAAGAAUCGCAAGGGUGGAAAGUAA